CGCUGUCAGGCCCAAAUGACGGGCAGCUAGCUAAACUAGUUGUUUUUGCGUCCCGUGUGUGGCGCGAGCCAUGUUGACUUUUGACGAACUUCUGACAAGUUUACACAUUUGUGUCGUCACCGAGAACCAAACGAAGGAAAAUGGAAACCAAACUCUUCAGCUCUUUUUCGACAAACUUUCGGAGUGCUCCAGGAGCGAUGUUAAAAGAAGGAAGGAGCGCCUUUUGGACGAGGCUGCCCAACUGCUGAAGGCGGUCAAGGUGGAUGGCUUGGAGCCCGAGCACCUCCAUGUCAUCGUCCGACUUCUCGUCUCCUUGCAGCUGCAGACGGUUCACAUCUCCACAGCCUGCAGAAAAGUGGACCGGAUGUUGCAGCAACUGGCGAAGGUGGACCGUCGACUGGUGUUCGGCGAAACCCAAGUCUGUUUGAGCUCCAUAGUUCAAUCAGAGCAGAUGUUCACCCAAGAAGACCUUCAGAGAGCAUGUAUGUUCCUGGAGGACAGCGCUGCGGGCCGCGACGUGUGGCGGGAGCUCUGUCCUUCCUUCCUGGACAAGCUCGCCAAAUUCUUCCUGUUAAUCCUGCACCAAGAGUCCCUCCGAGAUGGGCCGCUGUGUUAUCUUGCCGUGAAGAUGUGUCUCCAGAUAUUUCAGCUGUUGUCCAGCGAAGUGUCUUUUGCAGUAUGGGACAAUGACGAGAGGACGCCGGCAAUCCAGGAAAUCUUGCAGGCGCUUACCGAAAUCAUUUUUCGAGAGAGUAGCAACAGAGACACUCGACUUCUGGCGGGGACCGCUACGGCCAUGCUCAUCAACACGGCGUCGGAGCGCAGCGCCGGUGCAGCGGCCGCUUGGAGUCUUUUACAGAGCUCUGAUUCGGAACCACGUCUGCUGACAGUGGGGGCCCUUCAGGUGCGGAGUUACCCCACGUCGUUGGCCGGAGUGGGUCAGCUGGCGAUGGCCAGGGGCCUCCUGAUGUGCUGUCACCGUCACAUCUUGCUCAGUUCAUGUGCACAGGGCGCAGAGGGCAGCCUCCUACUGGAUGCUUUGUUUCCUCUGCUUUCUGAUUUGUGCGAGGAGAAGCUGAACGGUCACUUCCUUUCCUUUGAGGUGUUGACGCUGUGGCUGAAGAAGGUCAGAGAAUGCGCGUCUGAUAUCUGGGAGAUGACGGGUGGCCGUCUUCUGGCUGACGGGAGCAACCUGCAGCAACGGCUCUGUUCCGUUAUUUGGACCGGUGCUGAAAGUCCAGUGGAAGGUGUGUCCGACUGUGCCCGAGUGACUUUUAGCUUGCUUUUGGACCUCUAUGACACGGAUUGCGAGCGGUUUGGCGACCAAAAGAAGCCUCUUUAUUUGUCUCUACUGCAACGAAUUAUCCAACUCCCGUGGGAAUCCAAAGCCAAAUACCAGCGCCUCUGUGCUCUGGUUCCAUAUUUGGGCACCGACACGGUGCUGGAUCAAUAUGCCGAAAUACCGAAUCACCUCCUGAAGUGCGUGUCAAACGAUCACCUGUGUCCUUGCGGGUCAGAACUUUACAGGUGUCUGAUCCAGCAGCAGAGACGAGAGCUCUGCGGGGAAUGUCCGAAGCCGGUUUCGGAGUCGGAUCUGGCCAAUCAGUGGGCUGGACGGUGGCUUCCCGUCCUCCUUGAGGCGCUGACCUCACGUGUCGUUAUUCUUCAGAGCAACAGCUCAACGCAUUUACUCCCCUGCACCUUCCAGGUCUUCCCCUCCGCUGUGGAACCUCUGCUGGCCUCCCUUGACCCGUCCUCACCAGGCCACCUCUGCGCCUGGGCCUUCAUUAUGAGUAGCUACAGGGUCGUGACUGGGGGGUCGCCCUGGUCUCUGCGGGGGAGCUGCUCCCUGGAGAUCCUCCAGCUCGCCCUGGGCUCUGCGGAUGACAACGUUCGACUUGCUGCCCUCAACCUCCUGUGUUGCAGCCCAAAGACCAAAGACACUCCGACACCGGAAGAACUGUCAGUAAUGAGGACCUUCAUUCCUCAGAACCUAAACUCCGAGUCAUCGCUUUUCCGCCAGCAUUUUCAAGCAGCAGUGAGGAGAUUUUUGGUUCGGCUCAGAGACGGCUGCUUGGCGCACGUCAAACAACAGAAGAACACCGGCCCGAUGGAAAGCUCACGGCAAAUACUGGACCUGGGAAUAGGGUUUGUGGACUGGUUGAGCCAGCUUUUGUGCUGCAGUCUGACCGCCGAUCACAACUACCAAAGGAAGAAGACGGCCUUACUGUUGCUGUCAGCGCUGCUGGAGACCUGCACGGACACGUGGAGCCCCGACAAGAAAAAGGGACAACCACCCGUGAACAUGGGAUCGCUCAUUGACUGUGCCAGGUUGAGAGGACAGUGGGACUUCUUCUCCAGAACCAAGCUGCUGGUUCUCAUCAGCUGUUUGGAGGAUUCCACGAAUGAGAUUCGGGAGCUUUCAGCGGGAUUAUUGGUGAGAUUCUUCCCCUCCGUCCUACCUGCCGACGUCGCCGCCGCUGUGCUGACUCGUGCCGAGCAGCUGCUGUGCAGUCCUCGCGUCCAGCAGGCCCAGAUGGGGGCGCUCAUGAUGCAGCUGCUGCAUUACAAAUGUCAAGGCCUUCCUGAAGAUUGCAAACUAAACCAUGACGCCAGCGUCAGUAGUGUCCGUAGCAUGGAGACCUCCAGUUUUCUUAGAUUCCUUGUGAAUGAGCUCGAGGAUCACUACGCUACAGCCAAGGCCCACGUGAUGCUCGCGGCCAGAACCAAACCUAUUCACGGCGUCGUGAGCGCCCUGCAGAAGUGUUUGUCGGAGGACGCACGCCCCAUCUGUGAUUCACUCGGUCCUGCGCUGACCACUAAUCUGCUGAGCUUGCUAAAAAACGUCUCAGCGCUUCUCCUCGGCGUACUCCGCGGACACCGGGAUUUGGAAAGCGAUUCUCCCGCUUCUUUCUGCGACAUGGGGAAUGCCAUCAAAUCUCUGAUUGGCAGCGGAGACGGACAAGAGGAGGGUGUCUUGUUGUCUGAGGAGCACAGCCUCGUUCUUACCUGCUGCUGGGUUUCGCUAAAGGAAACGGGAAUCCUUUUAGGUUCUCUCGUGGAGAGGGUUCUUUCUGAAUCCAAGCCCAAAACGUGCGUUCUGACAAAAAAGCAUCUCGAAACUGCGUCGGAUAUUUUUAGAAAUAUUCUCCUCAAAUGCCGUCACUGGGGGGCAGUAGAAGGAUGUUGCGUGGGCUUCACCAGAUUCUGUUCGGCUCUGCUCAGGUCCAGUGACCCUGAGCUCAGGGAUGUCCCAUCUCAAAUGCUCCAACAAGCGUUACAAGUUGUGCAGUCUCCUCGUUGUACCUCCGUCACACGGCGGGCCGCCGGAUUGCCGAUGCUGAUCCUUUGUGUCGUCUCUGCAGAGGAGGCCAGUAAAGCACGCCCACUCUUAGCCCACAGCAUCCGAACCUUACUGGACACGGCUCGGAUCCCCCUUCCGGAGAACUGGGACCAGACGUUGGACCUCCCGCAGGUGUGUGCCGUUCACACGCUUCAGGCUCUGGUGCGCGGAUCGGGCCUGGGCGUCGCCAUCCUUCGGUUUUCGCCCGACAUAACCAUCCUGGCGCUCACGAUGCUCAGUUCUCCCUGCUGGGCCAUGAGAAAUGCCGCCCUGCAGCUUUACAGUUCUCUUUGCUCGCGGAUGCUCGGGCAGAGGCCCGGCAGCGAAGGUGGGACGAAGCACGGCAUGUCCCCCCGCGCCUUCUUCCGCCACUAUUCCGAGCUCCAACCUUUCCUCCUCGAGGAACUCCGGGAGACCGCCCGUGACCUUCAGCGUCUAUCCGAGGAGGCCAGACUCCGGCUUCAGCCGUCGCUGUACCCGAUCCUGACGCUCUUGUCGCAACUGCAGCCUGGCGUCCAGGACUCGGAACACAGAAGCUUAGCAGACUUCCUGCCUCCUUUGCUUCAGCUCUCCGCCAGUCCCAUUUACGGCGUGAGAGCGAUGGCCUCCAAGGCGCUGGUCGCCAUGGCUCCCCCCUCAGAGUACGCAAACAUCCUCAUCCAUCUGACGGCGCGCUUGCCCGGCGCACCGGCGCGCUGCUGUCACAACUGGCUCCACGGGCAACUGCUGCACACGAAGGCUCUCCUGGACAGAGCGCUUGGCAAAAACCGUGCGCCGGCGGCGGUGGUGAGCGCCGUGGAGGGAGCAGCGUGGCUCGCCACGGAUGCUCAGCGGUGCCCGCUGGUGAGAGCGACCUAUGUCGCCGUGGUGCAGUCACUGGGAAAAUUGUGCAGCGAGGCUUUUCUCUCGAAGCUCUUUGACGUUCUCACGCGUGAACUACGUACGCCUCAGCAGGGCCUUCAGAUUGGCUUGUCUUCCUUCCAUCAUCAAGCCAUCCAGUUUCUCUGCGCCGACCCCGAGUGGGCGUGUGGCACCUUGGAGGGUUUCGCAGCAGCGAGCUGUGAUCUGAAGCUGGCGUUGGUCGCGUGGGUGGCGGAGGACCACGCCUCACUCGACGCCCGCUUGAAAGAAUCCGUCCAGAGUGCGCUGCAGUCCAGUCUAAGGGAGGCGCUGUUGAGCCCCAUCGAGGAGUACCGCAGGGCCCACCUUGCAGCCUUGGUAGCAGUGACGGCCCGGGGGGAUUCGCCUCCUCCACCGUGCCCACUCGAGGAAUCCGUUCUUCUGGAAUGUCUGGAUCUGUUAUUAAGGAGCCUGGAGGAUCAGAAAGGCGGGUCGGAGUUCCUGUCCCAGGCCCUGUGUGCUGCGAGCCUCCUGCUUUCCCACUGUUUUCAGAAUUCUGUAAUCCAACGCUGGUGCGGCGUCUUGGAGUCUUACCGGUCCCCUGAUGUUCCUGAAGUUCUGCGGAUCGCUUGUGCUGAAGCUCUGUGUGUGGCUGGCCUUCCCCUAGUGAGCCAGAAGCUCAUUCCGCCAUCUGUCAUGAUCAAGUUGCUGAGCACCUGCCUGCACUUGCUGCAGGACCAGAGCCGAGCGGCGAGGUCGAGAGCAGCCGGCUUCGUCGGCACGCUGCGUCACGUCAGAGGAGGAGGACACAAGCACGUCUACCUCAUGCAGGUCAACCUGGCGGUGCCGUUUCUGCUGGAUCUGUUGCUGGAGGAGUGCCGGGACACGCCGACGACAUUGGAGGUGCUUCUAAGUCACGUUCCUCACUCCGACCUGAGAUCUGUUCUGACCAAGCCGGCGGACAGCGGGUGCCGAGGCCUCUACGAGCAGGACGACGCCAACGUGUUUGCUGAGCCCUCGGUGAUGUGUGCACACGUGUUGCCCUACCUGCUGCUCGUGGCCGAAAAGUGCUCCGAAUCUUCAGCGUUGGCGUCGUGCCUCGGCACAUGGGCGCAGGAGAACGCCGCUCUGCUGCUAGACAACCUCGCACUGUGCAAAGACAUCCGGCCAGCCGAGACGCCGACGCUCCUCACCGACGCUCGGUUCCUCCGCACGCUUUGCGGCCUGCUCGCGAGAGCCACCUUCCUCCUCCGCCUUUGCAAAACCUGCGACCGCGUGCAAGACUUUUGCGACCCUUCGGCCCUGCGCGUGACUUUAAAGGAUGUCCGCCGUCAUCUGCGUCAAAUAGGUGUCCAUUUGAGCUCCUCUCGAGAAUCCUCCGAGACUAGUGACGUCACGCUGCCGCACCGUGGACUAUCGGUAAAAAGAUAACUGGGGAAAUCCUACGUGGGUGUUUGAGGUGGGCCUAAAUGCUGAAUGUUUACACUGGCUGUGAAUGGACUUUAUGAAGGUACAAGGUAAGAAAGCUCACUGUGUAACAAAUAUGUUACAUAUUUCUGAAAGGGCUGCUCAUUUUCUGAUGACAGAGCAGACACACAGAACAUGGUGGAAAUGAAAGGGAAAAAAGUAUAAAUGUGUGUAUUCUGCGCAAGGGUAUUGCUGCCACAAUGGAAAAGAAUUGUGUUCAGUACCACAUUAUGAGAUGCUUUCGUGUUAUGAUGUAAAAAGUUAGGUUUGAAUAUAAUAAAUCUGCCCAACCAAACCAAAGCAACCUCUAACGGUUCAGGUCUCUGGCGGAGUCUUUUUGUGUGCGCUUGUGCGUCUUACACUCUGUAGCAGAGUGACAAGCUGUAUGUAAAUUUAGACAUGGUAAAGGCUAUUACUGUGUCCUUAACUCCAUCUUGGAAGGACGCAAGCGGCCACAGGAGUUACAUUUUUUUCACAUUUUUAAGUGAAAUGUAUCACUUAAAACAAACAUAAAAAAAAAGCAAGUAAAACAACUACUAUAAUAAGGUAAUGGCAGGAUAAUACCAGCGAUAUUACGUGGUUACCUAAGAAGGGCAAGUUGGCUUGGACAAUUUAUCCCAAUCCUAAAAUUCCUUAUUACUAAAUUAGGCUUCGAGCUUCGUAGGACUUGGAUCACCCCGAACAGGCUCACUCAAAAAAAUGUCUAUUUUCCAGAGUUUCUAAUACUUUUGAAUGCUUUUAAUCUUACUUCAUUUUUAUUACUUUUUACAAUUUUUAUCAUUGAUCUCAUCCUACUUACUAUCAGUGUUAUCAUUUUAAUCAUUUGUCUUUUUAUUGAUUUAUGUUCAAUUCACAUCGAAUUUUGCCUUAACGUCGCAACCGUACCCCGCGCGACUGGCGGGAGUGACUGUCGAGUAAUGAAUGUUAUCUGAACAAUUUUUAUCAUUUUAUUAAAUACUUAAAAAUUC
Molecule: messenger RNA, 6618 nt
Organism: Syngnathoides biaculeatus (alligator pipefish)
Lineage: Eukaryota; Metazoa; Chordata; Actinopteri; Syngnathiformes; Syngnathidae
Product: tRNA (32-2'-O)-methyltransferase regulator THADA-like
Exons: 31
Coding region: 71-5614 (1847 amino acids)
Biological process (GO): tRNA methylation
Cellular component (GO): cytosol
Source: RefSeq, a predicted model, not a curated record